Marmota flaviventris (yellow-bellied marmot) is the source of this 3629-nucleotide messenger RNA. RefSeq names its product ubiquitin specific peptidase like 1 (gene Uspl1). NCBI's taxonomy places the organism in Eukaryota, Metazoa, Chordata, Mammalia, Rodentia, Sciuridae. Gene Ontology annotation, cellular component: Cajal body. Gene Ontology annotation, biological process: protein desumoylation; Cajal body organization. Gene Ontology annotation, molecular function: SUMO binding. The record is from RefSeq and is a predicted model, not a curated record.
UAGCGGAGAAGCCGGUGGGGGAGGAGUAGUCCGAAGGGAACGUGGGUUGAACGUAACAACUAGGUGGUGUGGAGUUCGGACCGAUCCGGUACGAAGAGGGGGAGUUCCAAUUGCAGGGUUCAUUGAAAAAUCCUUAGUGAUAUUGACAUGUUUCAAGUGACAUAAAUUAGCCAAUGACUCGGAAUGAUGGAUUCUCCGAAGAUUGGAAAUGGUUUGCCAGUGAUUGGACCAGGGGCUGAUAUAGGGGUAUCUUCACUCCCCAUGGUGGGGUAUUUGGGAAAAAAUUAUAAUUCAGCUAAAGCUACCUCAGAUGGGUAUUGCCCCGCUUGUAGAGAGAAGGGAAAAGUAAAAGCCUUAAAGACUUACCGAAUUAGUUUUCAAGAAUCUAUCUCUUUGUGUGAGGAUCUGCAGUGCAUCUAUCCUUUGGGCUCUAAAUCACUUAAUUUAAUUUCUCCUGAUUUGGAAGAUUGUCACAUUCCAAAUAAGCCUCAAAAAAGAAAGAUCUUAGAAACCAGCUGUAAUGAUUCACCUUUUUUAGCAAAUUCCAAAAAGACUAGAAAUCAUCUUGUUACUGAUAGAGAACAAGUUUUGAACAGCAAAUAUGAUGAAAUCUUGUCAAACUUACCCAAUAGUAGUAGUCAACAGAAUUCAGUUAGAACUGCUCAUUCCUUGGAUCAUAAUGAGACCUUGGACGCUGAUAAUGUUGAUAUGGCUGAAGAAGAUCCUAUUACUGUUGAUGUCUCUGAAACUGGGGGAAUUUCCCCUCAGAAUGAAGGAUAUACAUCUGAACUGGAAAUGCCAUUGGAGAUCAAAUGUUUGUCAUUUCUCCAGACUCUCUGUGUCCAGUGGAAAAAUACUAAUGCUCUCUGUUGGUUAGACUGUCUCUUGUCAGCUUUGGUACACUUGGAAGAGUUAAAGAACACUGUGACUAAAUUGUGUUCUAAGGAAGAAUCUGUGUUUUGGAGGUUGUUUGAAAAAUAUGAUCAAGCAAGUAAGCUUCUGUAUAACAAUCAUUUGGAUGGAGUUAAAGAUGGAAAGUAUAAAAUUACUUCAAAAAUAUUCACAGAGAUAGAGACCUGUCUGAAUGAAGUCAGAGGCGAAAUUUUUACUGAACUGCAGCCCCAGCUUAGAUGCACAUUGGGUGAUAUGGAAAGCCCUGUGUUCGCAUUUCCCUUGCUCUUAAAAAUAGAACCCCACAUUGAAAAGCUCUUCACAUAUUCUUUUUCUUGGGACUUUGAAUGUUCACAGUGUGGGCACCGGUAUCAAAACAGGUGUAUGAAGAGUUUGGUCACCUUUACAAAUGUCAUCUCUGAGUGGCACCCACUUAAUGCUGCCCAUUUUGGCCCAUGUAAUGCUUGCAACAGUAAAUCACAAAUAAGAAAAAUGGUAUUGGAAAAAGUAUCUCCCAUAUUCAUGUUGCACUUCGUAGAAGGCUUACCACAGAAUGACAUGGAGCACUAUGCAUUUCAUUUUGAGGGCUGUCUUUAUCAAGCAACAUCCGUAAUUCAGUACCAAGCAAAGAAUCAUUUUAUAACUUGGAUUUUAGAUGCUGAUGGAAGUUGGCUAGAAUGUGAUGACUUAAAAGGUCCGUGUGCUGAAAGGCAUGAGAAAUUUGAAGUUCCUGCUUCAGAGAUACAUAUUGUUAUUUGGGAAAGAAAAUCAUCCUAUGUGACAGAUAAGGAAGCUACCCACCUUCGCCUUCCGAAGACUAAUGACAAGCACACUUUUGGUGAGAAGAAACCAGCAUCUCCAGCGUGGUGUUCUGUGGGUGAGGCUGCCUCAGCAGAAACGUCCUCAGCGACUCGCCCUACACAUGUAUCAUCAGUUGUUUCUCAUGCUGUUCCACAGGACAAAGCUAUAGCUCAUGAAGAUCGGGAUGAAAAAACUUUGAUUGACGAUAUUAUUUUACCUUUGACACUUAAAGGAACUAUCCAGAAAACUGCCCCAGAUUUCCCCAUUAACUCCAAAGUUCUCCCAUCAAAAAACAAAUCUGUGACAGAAAAUAUAGGGCUUGGCAAAGCAAAUACUUUGCCAUCUCAAGAAUCACUAACGGCUUCUUCAGCAUCUAGUCCACGUAAAGAAAAGCUUACCCAAGCCCAAUUUGUGGAUUUAAGCUUUCCAUCACAAGUUGUAAAUGUGAACACACAGUCAGUGCAGCCAAAUUCAGGAGAUACAUCAAUUACCACGUCUAUGAACAGUAUUCAUUCUACUAGUCAUGUACAGGGAAUGAAGUCAGUAGAAAUUGAGAAGGAGACUGAGUUAAAACAGUUUCUUCCACCAAAAAUUGAGAAAAUAAAACCGGAACAACUUGCUACAUCUCAGGUAUCUAAUUUGAAGAAAAACACUGUAGCAGAUUCUCAAACCGUAAUAGCCAAGUCAUCACAGAAUCAGCCUCCAAAAGAAACUCAGAAGAAACCAUUUGUGGGAAGUUGGGUUAAAGGCCUGUUAAGCAGAGGUGCUUCUUUUAUGCCACCUUGUGUUUCAGCUCAUAAUAGAAACACUGUAACUGAUUUGCAGCCAUCAGUUAAAGGGGCAAAUAAUUUUGGUGGAUUUAAAACUAAAGGUCUAAACCAAAAAGCUAACCGGUUAUCUAAGAAAGCUCGAAAGAGUGCAGAUAAGUCUCCUCCAGUCUGCAGUCCUCCACCAGGUCCUCUGCCAUCAGGUACCACAGCUGUUCAUCUGCACACUGGUGGGAACAGCACUUCAGAACUUCUGAAGAAGUGUGAAAGUGCCUCCCAGGGAGUUCACCUCAGCCAUGAUUCUCACAGAAAUGAAAAUGGUGUUUCUUCAGCAAACCAUGGAGACUCAGUUGAAGGUCAGAUUCAUAAACUUCGUCUCAAACUUCUUAAAAAGCUAAAGGCAAAAAAGAGGAAAUUAGCUGCUCUUACGUCUUCCCUUCAAAGUGAAACACUUCCAAGUGAAAAUUUAGAACCCGUGCCCCAUUGUGGGUCUCCAAAUGACUGUGAAUCAAUAGAAGACUUGUUAAAUGAACUACAGUAUCAAAUUGAUAUUGCAGAUAAUAAAUCUGGAUGUACCACUAUUCCUGUUUCCUCCUAUAGUGGUCAAACUCAUGAAGAAAUUUUAGCAGAAUUAUUGUCCCCUACAACUAUUUCAACAGAGCUCUCAGAAAAUGGGGAAACUGACUUCAGAUAUUUGGAAAUGGGAGAUAACCCCUUCCCAGUACCCAGUGAAUUAAAUGAUGUUCCCCAGAACACACAUCUGAAACAGGACCAUAAUUAUUGCAGCCCUACCAAGGGAAAUCAAUGUGAAGUUCAUCCAGACUCACUAACGAAUAAUGCCUCCCUAAGAACCUCAAACUUGGAGAGUCCCAUGAAGACUGAUAUUUUCGAUGAGUUUUUUUCCACUUCAGCAUUAAAUUCUUUAGCAAAUGACACAUUAGACUUACCUCAUUUUGAUGAAUAUCUGUUUGAGAAUUGAUGAUUGCUUGUUAACUCUUUAGUGUAAUAUUUAUUGCUCUUAGAAAUACAUAACUGUAUUUUCAGGUAGUGUUUAUACACUGACCUUGUGUUAUAACCUUGAAUAAAAUGUAAGCUGAUGAAGGUUUUACCUUUGAUUCUGCCCAUGAGUCAUAGAAUCAGUUUUACAAAUAAAAAUGAUCAGGAAAUGUG